GGCGAGGGCUCGCCGGGCACAGAGUUCCAGCAGUCCGCUUGCUGUGCCCUCAGCUCCGGAGAAGUGGGUUGUUUUGGGGGGGCGGGGGGAGGGAAGAGGGAAGAAAAGAGGAGAGGCUUUUUAAAAGCAAGACUUUUUUUUUUUUUAACCUCGGGACUCCAAAGAAUUCCAAAGCUUAGCCUCCGUUACCCUGUCUCUCCACCCUCUUCAAACUUUUUCCCCCUCCCACCCUUACCCCUCUCCCGCCAGCCGUCGUGGCUCAUCCCAAGCCCUGCUGGACAGCGGGGUCCUUGGGUUCCUCCUGCAUCUGCGACCAUCACAGGACCUAGAAACAUGUCGACCACACUUUUGUCUGCCUUCUAUGACAUCGACUUCUUCUGCAAGCAGACGGAGAAAUCCCUAACCAACCUCAACCUGAACAGCAUGCUGGAUAAGAAGGCCGUGGGGACGCCCGUGACCACUUCCCCCAGCUCCAGCUUCACGCCGGGAUUUCUCCGAAGGCACUCCACCAGCAAUCUGCAGGCCCUCGCCCACCCUUCCCCGAGCCCGGCCACCGGUCCCGGCAACUGCUCCCCCAAGUUCACCGGCGGCAACAGCUGCAGCAGCACGGGCGGCUCGGGCUCGUACAGUAACCUCAAGGAGCCGUCGGGGGGAGGCGGCAGCGCCAGCACCACGGCCCUGCUCAACAAGGAGAACAAAUUCCGGGACCGCUCCUUCAGCGAGAAUGGCGACCGCAGCCAGCAUCUCAUGCAGCUGCAGCAGCAGCAGCAGAAGUCGGGCGGUGGCUCCCAGAUCAACUCCACGCGCUACAAGACGGAGCUGUGCCGCCCCUUCGAGGAGAGCGGCACCUGCAAGUACGGGGAGAAGUGUCAGUUCGCCCACGGCUUCCACGAACUGCGGAGCCUGACCCGGCACCCCAAGUACAAGACCGAGCUGUGCCGCACCUUCCACACCAUAGGCUUCUGCCCCUACGGGCCGCGCUGCCACUUCAUCCACAACGCCGAGGAGCGCCGCCCCUCGCCCGCGGGGGGCGCGGGGGGCAGCGGGGGCGACCUCCGAGCCUUCAGCCCCCGAGAAGCCCUGCAUUUGGGCUUCCCGACACACCCGCGGGAGCCCAGGCCCAAGCUGCACCACAGCCUCAGCUUCUCGGGCUUCUCGUCGGCCCAUCACCAGCACCCCGGCGGCCUGGAGUCGCCCCUCCUCGAGAGCCCCACGUCGAGGACCCCGCCGCCGGCUUCGUCCUGCUCCUCGUCCGCCGCCUCGUCCUCCUCGUCCUGCUCCUCCGCCUCCUCCUCGUCCUGCUCCUCCUCCGCCUCCUCCUCGUCCUCCUCCUCGGCCGCCGCCCCCUCCUGCUGCUCCCCGACGGCGGCGGCCGCGGCCGCGGCGGCGGCUCUGCUGUACGGGGCGGGCGGCGGCGAGGACUUGCUCUCCCCAGCCCCGUGCGCCGCCUGCGCCAACAACGCCUUUGCGCCCUUCUCGGGCCAGGAGCUGAGCAACCUCAUCACGCCCCUGGCCAUCCACACCCACAACUUCGCGGUGGCGGCCGCCUACUACCGCAACCAGCAGCAGCAGCAGCAGCAGACCCCCGCCGCGCCCCACCCGACGGCCGCGGCAGCCGCCGCCGCCGCCGCGGCCGCCGCCGCCGCUGCCGUGGCCGCCGCCGCCCCGGCCUCGCCGCCCUUCAGCUUCCAGCCCCUGCGCCGCCUGUCCGAGUCGCCGGUGUUCGACGCGCCCCCCAGCCCCCCGGACUCGCUGUCCGACCGGGAGAGCUACCUGAGCGGCUCCCUCAGCUCAGGAAGCCUCAGCGGCUCCGAGUCCCCGAGCCUCGACUCCGGCCGCCGCCUGCCCAUCUUCAGCCGCCUCUCCAUCUCCGACGACUAAGCGCGCAGGGAAGCGGCCAAGAGGAAGUUUUCUGGGGGGGGUUUGGAGGGUGGGUUGGGGUGGCAGGAGGGUGCCCCUCUGCCCUUUUGCCAGCCCCGAGAGGGAGAUGGGUCCGAGUGAGGAGAAUGGGAGGGCUUGGGGAUUUAGCAGCCCCAAACAGACUGCAGCCCCCCCCCCCACGAGGACUUGGGGAUCCCAGCUCUAGGAGCUGCCCUUCCCCCUCCCCCCGCCAGUUUCGGUUUCCUCCUCUUUCGGGUUUUUUAUUUUUUAUUGCAAAGUUGCAUUCUCGUUUAGCAAGAAAAAUAAUUCUAGUCCAACGAACUUUUUGUAUUGACGUGAACAAAACGAAUCUGUUAAAAAACAUAAAAACGGGCAGAUGUAACGGGAAUAGAACAAACAAUAACCAAACCUUUAUUUUUCUAGACCUUGGAUGAGUUUUGAACUUUUAAGGGGGGAAAAAAAAUCAACCCAGCACCAGCAGCUACCGCCAUUCCAUCUCUUAACUUUGAAGCAUUAGUCACCCUGCACUUAGGUGUGAACUGCCUGCUCUUUGGAGAAAUUCCUAAUGGUCAUUUGUCUUUGAAUACAGUGUAAACAAACAAAAAAAGCCACAUUACUAAACUAUAAGCUUAUAAAAUCCCACGAUCUGCCAAGAAUAUGCCUUGAUAACAGUGCUGUAGUUUUAUAUAUAGCUCUAUAUAUAAUGUGCUUAAAACACCACCCUUCCAUUCCAAAGUCAGUUCCAUCACCACCACAUAGUGGAUAUUUCUUUUAGAAAAAUGUUGCCUUUGCUUUCUUGGGAAGCAUUCAAAACCGAGUUUAGUUUAUAAUUGUUGACAAAUAACUGCUGAUUUUUGUUUUGUUUAGCUGUUUUGAGUUGACUAGCACCACUGCACCACAACUCAAUAUGAAAAAAAAAAACUAUUUAACUUAUUUAUUAUCUUGUGAAAAGUAUACAUUGAGAAUUUUGUUCAUACUGUAUUUAUCGGGUAUGAUGAAAAGCAAUAGAUAUAUAUUCUUUUAUUAUGUUUAAAUUAUGAUUGCCAUUAUUAAUCGGCAAAAUGUGGAGUGUAUGUUCUUUUCACAGUAAUAUAUGCCUUUUGUAACUUCACUUGGUUAUUUUAUUGUAAAUGAGUUAAAUCUUAAUUUAAGAGAUUGUAUGUAAUAUUUAUUUCAUUAAUUUCUUUUCUUGUUUACGUAAAUUUAAAGAUUGCAUGAUUUCUUUAUAGAAAUCUUAUCUCGAUGCUGUGGAAGUAGUUUGAGGAAGAUCUUUCUGAGAUUUCUUAGAAUGUAUUAAAAAAAGAAAAAAAAAAAAAGAUUGUAGCCCGUCCAACUUUAAAGAAAAAAGAACCAUAUACUUUGCAAUCAGACAGACUUCAAAGUAUCAAGACUUUUACCUAACUCCAGCUUUACAAAUCAACCAAAAGUAUUUUUGUUGCCUAAAUCCACCAAUCCCACUGUGAUACAUACCCUUGAGUAUAAAAAAAAAAAAAAAAAUGUAGCAAUAAUUGAGGGGCCU
Molecule: messenger RNA, 3400 nt
Organism: Sarcophilus harrisii (Tasmanian devil)
Lineage: Eukaryota; Metazoa; Chordata; Mammalia; Dasyuromorphia; Dasyuridae
Gene: ZFP36L2
Product: ZFP36 ring finger protein like 2
Exons: 2
Coding region: 334-1881 (515 amino acids)
Molecular function (GO): metal ion binding; mRNA binding
Source: RefSeq, a predicted model, not a curated record